This is a messenger RNA of Camelina sativa (false flax), 553 nucleotides long. Lineage: Eukaryota; Viridiplantae; Streptophyta; Magnoliopsida; Brassicales; Brassicaceae. The record is from RefSeq and is a predicted model, not a curated record.
GACGACACACCCCAAGUAUAGAAAGUAAAAACACAAAAUCAUAAUGGAGAAAGCGGAGAUUGUUCUUAACUCACUUCCUAUGAGUGGUGGAGAUGGUCCGAACAGCUACUCUAAGAAUUCUCAUUUGCAGAGAAAAACAACAAGUUUGUUGAAAGAGACAAUAGACAAACUGAUAGUAGAGAAACUCGAUGCAAAAACCCUAAUCUCUGGCUCCAACACGUUCCGAAUAGCCGAUCUUGGUUGUGCAACUGGACCAAACACAUUCUUUUUCGUUGACGACAUCAUCAGAUCCGUUGAAACCAACUUACGACAAUCAAACUUCUCAAAACCAGAGUUUCUUGUCUACUUCAACGACCUCCCUGAAAACGACUUCAACACUCUCUUCACUUCUCUCCCUCAAGACCGGAAGAAAAACAACAAGUUUGUUGAAAGAGACAAUAGACAAACUGAUAGUAGAGAAACUCGAUGCAAAAACCCUAAUCUCUGGCUCCAACACGUUCCGAAUAGCCGAUCUUGGUUGUGCAACUGGACCAAACACAUUCUUUUUCGUUGA